Molecule: messenger RNA, 2040 nt
Organism: Oldenlandia corymbosa var. corymbosa
Lineage: Eukaryota; Viridiplantae; Streptophyta; Magnoliopsida; Gentianales; Rubiaceae
Source: the annotation of a GenBank genome assembly
AUGAGCAGCAAAAAGGAAGAAGAGCGCAACGAGAAGAUUAUCAGAGGUUUAAUGAAGCUACCGCCCAAUCGCCGUUGUAUUAACUGCAACAGUAUGGGUCCUCAAUAUGUGUGCACAAAUUUUUGGACAUUUGUGUGUAUGACAUGCAGUGGAAUUCACCGGGAAUUCACUCACCGUGUGAAAUCUGUUUCAAUGGCCAAAUUCACUUCCCAAGAAGUUGAAGCUCUUCAAAAGGGUGGCAACCAGCGUGCUAGGGAAAUUUAUUUCAAGCUUUGGGACCCACAAAGACACAGAUUUCCUGAUAAUAGCAAUGCUGACAAGGUUCGGGAAUUAAUAAAGAAUGUUUAUCUGGAAAAGAAGUAUGUCGGUGGUAGCUCAUCUGACAGACCUCCCAGAGAUUUGCAGAACAGUAGAAGUCAUGAUGAAGAAAUUAGGCGAGCAAGUUCUUAUCAUUCUUAUUCUCAGAGCCCACCAUAUGAUUUUCAAUAUGAAGAAAGGCGAUAUGGAAAACAUGCACCAGUUCUCUCCAGAAAACCUGGCUCAGAUCGGGGCCUUUAUGAAGGAAAAGUCUCUAGUUUUUUGAGUCCUAGCCGUCUAAGGGACCAUAGCCCUGGUCGUUUAAGUGAUCCAGUUUAUGAGGACAGCUUUGCACUUGAGCGAUCUGACUCCAGAACAUCAGAUUAUUCGGCAUCUAGUGGAGGUGACCCAUUUAGGUCAAACAUACAAUCACCUAAUUCCCAGAGAGAUUUUGGAAGUCCAACCAAUGAAUUUUCACGAGAUCAUUCUAGCGAAGAUAUUGUGCGUUUCACAAAGAAUUCUAACACAGGUUCACCCGCCAGGAGAAGCUUUGGACGGAUGUUAUAUCCACAGAGAACUGCUUCUUUAGGAAGCUUCGGAUCAGUCGACUCCUUGUCGUUCAAGUCUGUCAAUUCUGUUGGUUUAGUGGAUGCUACCAACGGGCACGAACAAGUUGUGGAACCUCAUGAGGAUAAGAAAUUCACUGCACCACCCCAAACUUCAGUUAUUGGGAGUUCUGAUGGCUUGGACCUUUUUAAUGCAUCAGUUGCACAAGAUGCUAUGUCCACUUUACCUCAAACAUCAAAUUCUAGGGCUUUUGGUGGUUUGGACCUUUUUAAUGCACCAUUUGCACAACAAUCUGUUUCUUCUUCAACUGUAGCUGGUAAUGUGUCUCAAUCGCCAGGAUCGUCUUCCAUCGAAUUCAGUAAUUUGAUACAGGCAUCUACUGCUCCAACUGCUAGCACAAAUCAACAUGCCCAACCCAGUUCAUCAUCAUCUUUGGACCAGUUCCCGAAGGCUUCCUCUGAGCCAUCUGCUGUAAAUUUCAUUGACGAACCUCUCCAUUUUAUACCUCAAAAUGAAGGAUGGGCUACGUUUGACACACCACAAAAUGUGGUUCCAUUUGCCACUGCCAGUUCUUAUACGUCAGAAGCUCCUGCUUCUGAUGCCAAUACGGCGAAAAACUUUGAUCCCCUUCUUUCUGUUGGUCAGUGGCCUUCAUUUAAAGAUACUUCUAUGCAUGAAACUUCAGUACAGCUGCCUCAGUGGAAUGCCGAUGUGGGAAGUGUUGGUAUCAUACCAAGCGCUUCAAGUUCCGAGUCAUGGAAUGCCUUUGAGAAUUCAUUUGGAAACUUAGGAGAAAGGACAGAACAGGUUGCAGUUCAUCGAUCUCCGUUUUCUGAUCAAUACCUUCCUAUAGAAUCAAAGGAAGAACAUGGUGGAGCAUUCAAAUCUACCAACCCGUUUGAUCUGCCUUAUGAUGCUGGAACAAAUUCUGAGGAUAUGCCUCAGUUUUUUGAGUUGAGCACUUUGCAAGCUGCACUUCCAAUUGUCCAGGCACCAUCUCCCUUCACUGCUGGAGCAAAUCAGCAUUGGUUUUCUGAGGAUACAGUUGCUCCUUAUGUUCAAACUGGUUCAGAAGGAGUGCUUGGAUACAUUGCAGGACAUGCACAAAGCUCACAAAUAUCGAAUGUCUCCUCUCACGGUUCUGUAGCUUCGGUUGGAGGAAACCCUUUUGCGUAG